UGAAGGUUAGUUGUUAGGUUAUUGGUAUUCCUUGUGAGUUUGAACAAAAAAUAUGGAAGAGGGCAACCAAAAGCGAGGGAGGAAAAGAAAAAAGAAUCCAGAAAAUUAUAGGAGAAAUAUAAUUAAAGAAAAAAUACUUAGAGGACAAGAGUAUGUUGGCCACAAUGGGAGACUUAAAAGAGCCAGAGGCGUCUCAUCACCAUGCAGAUGUCCAAAAAGGUGCUUCGAACAAUUUGAUGAAGCUGAAAGAGCUUUGAUUUUUGAUUCGCUUUACAAGUUGGAUAGUAAGAACGAACAAGAUCUUCACUUACAAAGAAUGAUUGAAAAACAUGAUGUCAAACAAAGAAGACCAAGGAAGGGAAAUGAAUCCAAACAGUAUGACAGUUCAUUUAAAUAUUAUGUACUUCUCCAAGGUAAGAAGAUUCAAGUUUGUAGAAACGCCUUUUUCCGACUAUACGAUGUCACUGACAAAAAAAUCAGGCGUAUUAGAAAUUUAUUAAAAGCCGGGGAAUCUCCUAGGGACAUGAGAGGGAAAAAAAGCCCCUCUAACAAGAAAACACCUGAUGUUCUGAAAUUGAUUCAUGAUCAUAUCGAAUCAUUCCCAGUUAAAAAAACACAUUAUGCAGCAAAAGAAUACCUUUACUUGUCUUCAGAACUCACCGUUAAUAAAAUGUAUGAGCUCUUUAAUGAAAGGUUUCCAAGUGUUGGUGUCAAAUACGAGUUUUAUCUUAAGUAUUUUAAUGAGAACUUUACAUUAAAAUUCGGUAAGCCCCAAAUAGACACCUGUGCCUACUGUGAGGAACGUCAAGUUAAAUUGAAAAGCCCUCAUAUUAAUGAAAAUGCAAAGCGUGUUGCCACUGCAGAGUUAAUGGUUCAUCGCAGGCGCGCUAAGCAAUUUCACAAAGCUCUUCAAGAUACAACAAAAAUGUCUGAAAAUAAUGAAAAAGUCGUUGGCCUUGUAUUUGACUUUAUGCAAAACAUUGAGCUACCAAAAAUCCCGGUGCAAGACGUAUUUUACUUGCGCCAGUUAACCGUGCAAGUUUUUUGUGUUUACAAUACAAAAACUAAACUUUCACAUUAUUAUGUUUAUCAUGAAGGAAAAGCACACAAAGGAAGUAAUGAUGUUACUUCAUUCUUAAUGGAUUAUAUUAGUACACUCCCUAGCCAAGUUGAGGAACUUCACCUUUUUUCAGAUAAUUGUUGGGGUCAAAAUAAAAACCACACAUUAUCUAAAGUUUGUCUUGCUUUGUGUGACUUGGGUAGGUUCAAAGUUGUGAAGCAGUUUUACCCAUUGCGAGGACACUCUUAUAAUCCUUGCGAUAGAAGUUUCAGUAUGAUCAAGAGGCCAAUAAGAAAACAAGACAGAAUUUACACUCCAAAGGAAGUUUGUGAAUUAAUAGUUAACUCUUCCAAGAAAUCUCCAUGUACAGUAACCUUAGUCGAAAGCGAUUUAAUUACUGACUAUUCCAAAUGGUGGCCUACGGUAUAUAAAAAGACAGCCGUAUCAAACGAAACCAAAACCUUGCCUCGUCAAGAGAAACAACAUUUUGUUAUUUCCAAAUUUUAUUAUUUCCAGUACUCCUAUUUGGAAAAAGGUACUGUCAAAGCAAGUAUGCAUAUAAGAACGGGAGAUUUUCAGACACUGCAUACGUUUAACUUGCGAAAGGGCCUGUGCCUCGCCCUACCAGAUACAAAAGCUUAUCCGAGGGGUUUUGUUCCCAUUAAAAGAAAGAAGAUUGUUGAUUUGAGAAGAUUGUAUAGUUACAUUCCAAACGAACACAUCCAAUUCUAUGAUGAAAUUCUAAACUGGGAAACGACGGACGAGCAAGAUAACAUUGAGUGA
Molecule: messenger RNA, 1843 nt
Organism: Macrosteles quadrilineatus (aster leafhopper)
Lineage: Eukaryota; Metazoa; Arthropoda; Insecta; Hemiptera; Cicadellidae
Exons: 2
Coding region: 53-1843 (596 amino acids)
Source: RefSeq, a predicted model, not a curated record